AUGGCCACGUCAUCAUCGAUGGCGUUAGUGGGCUCCUUACUCUCCAUCAUCAACGAGAUCUCCGCGCUCGGCGAUCGCCUGCGCAGCCACAAGCGCUCGUGUCAGAUCCUCAUUCGUCGGAUCAAGCUGCUCGCGCCGCUCUUCGAGGAGAUUAGAGACGUCAAGAGCCCGCUGCCGCCGGCGGCGGUCGUGGCGUUUCAGAGCAUGCGGGCCGCGCUUAGCGCCGCGAAGACCAUUCUCGUCGACUGCAGCAGCGGAAGCCGCAUCUGGAUGGUGAUGGAGCGCGAGGCGAUGGCGGAGCGCAUGCGCGCAGUGAACCUCGAGCUAAGCGGCGCGCUGGCGGACCUUCCGAUGAACGUGAUGGCGAUUUCAGAGGAGAUUCAGGAGCAGACCCAGCUGGUGCAGGUGCAGUUGAAGCGCAGCAGGGCACUGGACGACGCGCAGGAGGAGCAGCUAUACGCUGAUGUGCGUCACAUCCUCUCCGACCCGCGCCUGGGCGGCCCUCCUCUCAACAGCUCCUCCCGUCACACCACCACUGCUGCUGCUGCUGCUGCCCCACACGGCGCCUCUGCCGCUGCUUCCCAGGGUGAAGCUGACUGCUCUGGCCCAACGAUAGACCUGUCAGCAGUGCCGCAGUCGCCGCACCCCUCUGCGCCUCCUCCCUCCCCGGCUGUUCUCUCGUCCUUCCCCUCCUUCUCUCCCACACACACGGAUGUUCAUAAGGGUGCUGAGGCUGCUGCUGCUGGUGUUACGAUCACUGUGUUAUCGCCUGGUGGGGCAGGAGAGGAAGGAGCAGAAGCAGGAGGGUCUGCAGCAGCAGGAGGAGCAGGGGGAGGAGCUGGGCGGUUGCCGUCAUUACCCUCGCUAAGCUCCGUGGAAGCAGGGUUACUAGACCCGGUUCUGGGCAAGCUAGGGCUGAUUUCCCUUCCUGCUGUUUUGGAGGAGAUAACCUCGCUAAAACGAGCACAGGAUCAGCUUAUAGAGGAGACGGAUGCAGCUGUGGCAACGGGCAAAGGAAGUGGCGGUGGGGAAUCCGCAAUGGAACGUCUGAGGCUGCGGUUGAAUGAGGAGCUGAGGCGGGGGGCAGAGAUGAGUGUGACCGGAGAGGAGGAGGGAGGGUCUAGUGGCGGGCGAUGGGGAGGGAAAGAGAAGGACCCUUCUGUUUCUUCUAAGUCUCUGGUUUCACCGAAAGGAGCUGUUUCUUCUAGAGGUGGGGAUGGGAGGUCAGGAGAUGGCAUGUGCUCAAGAGCCGAUGCAGAACGGAGGGUUGCCUGGGAGAGUAAAAAAGCUGAGAAACUCAGGGAGUCGGGGAGUGGGGAUGGGUCGGGAGGGGAGGAGGGGAAUCCGGAGGAUGGGGUGGAUCGGGGCGGCAUUGGCGUGGGCACUGGGUCGGCGCUGCGGUCGAAAUCCGGGCGGCUGGUGGUGCCCCCGGAUGACUUCCGUUGUCCUAUCUCACUGGAGAUUAUGAGGGAUCCCGUGAUUGUCUCAACAGGACAGACAUACGACAGGGCAUACAUAGAGCAGUGGCUGAAGGAGGGUCACAAGACAUGCCCCAAGACGCAGCAGAUCCUCUCCCAGCCGGCCUCGCUCAUCCCCAACUUCUCCCUGCGAAGCCUCAUCCAGCAAUGGUGCGAGGCCAACAACGUUGAACUGCCCAAUGGUGGAGCGGGUGGGAGCGGUGGGACCGGGGAGGGAGGCUCGGCGGAGAUUUCGCUCUCGGAUCGCCAUCAGGUGAUGCAGAUUCGGGACCGGCUUCGGUCACCUGACCUGGAGGUUCGGAAGAGUGCUGCGGUAGAUGUGAGACUGCUGGCCAAGCGAAGUGUGGAGAAUCGCGUUGCAAUCGCUGAAGGGGGUGUCAUCCCCCUCCUGGUCGAACUACUCACAGACCCCCUCCCAGCUGAUGCCAAAAUGCAGGAGCAUACGGUUACCGCGUUACUGAACCUGUCAAUCAACGACCCGAACAAGAGCCUGAUCGUCUCAGCAGGAGCCAUCCCGGCCAUAGUUAGGGUGCUGGAAAAGGGAGGCAGCAUGGAGGCUCGGGAAAACGCUGCAGCGGCGCUGUUCUCGCUCUCGGUCAUGGAUGAGAACAAGAUUUCAAUCGGGCAGGCAGGAGCGAUACCAGCACUGGUGGACCUCCUUCAACAUGGGUCGACCCGAGGGAAAAAAGACGCUGCUACUGCGAUCUUCAACCUGUCGAUCUACCAGGGAAAUAAGGCCAGAGCUGUGCGUGCCGGGGUGGUGGCCCCUCUUGUGGAUCUCCUCGUCCACCGUCGAUCUGGCAUGAUGGACGAGGCUCUCGCGAUCCUGGCCGUCCUUUCGACAUCCCCGGAGGGGCGGACGGCGAUAGGAGAGGCGAGUGCAGUGCCUAUCCUGGUAGAGCUGAUGAAAGAUGGGUCCCCCAGGAACAAGGAGAAUGCGGCUUCGGUGCUGCUCUCGCUGUGUUUGAAUGGGAGGGAGCACACAGAGCUUGCGGUGCAGUGCGGUGCUGUGCCUCCGCUGCAGCUGCUGCUGAGGAGUGGCACGCCCAGGGCUAAGCGGAAGGCGUCCCAGUUGCUGCAGCACCUGCAGGACCAAGAGCUUAUGGCUAAGAGGACUUUCGAGUCCAUCCUUUUGCGCGCCCACCCGCCCAUUCUGCCGUCCCGUCGUCCUCCCGUUCCGUUGCGCUCGUCGUCGCCCAUCCUGUCGCCCACCUCUCUCCCAUCCCGUCGCUCCCCUCGUCGCCCUCGCCAACGCCUCGAAACUCCCUCCCGUCGCCCACCCCUCUCCCAUCUCGUCGCCCCCCUCGUCGCCCUCGCCAACGCCCCGAAACUCCCUCCGUACGCGCAUCCUCUCUCCCAUCCCGUCGCUCCCCUCGUCGCCCUCGCCAACGCCCCGAAACUUCCUCCCGUCGCGCAUCCUCUCUCCCAUCCCAUCGCUCCCCUCGUCCCCCGUUUCAAACGCCUCAAAACUCCCUCCCGUCGCCCACCUCUCUCCCAUCCCGUCGCUCCCCUCGUCGCCCUCGCCAACGCCUCGAAACUCCCUCCCGUCGCCCACCCCUCUCCCAUCUCGUCGCUCCCCUCGUCGCCCUCGCCAACGCCCCGAAACUCCCUCCGUACGCGCAUCCUCUCUCCCAUCCCGUCGCUCCCCUCGUCGCCCUCGCCAACGCCCCGAAACUUCCUCCCGUCGCGCAUCCUCUCUCCCAUCCCAUCGCUCCCCUCGUCCCCCGUUUCAAACGCCUCAAAACUCCCUCCCGUCGCCCACCUCUCUCCCAUCCCGUCGCUCCCCUCGUCGCCCUCGCCAACUCCCCGAAACUCCCUCCCGUCGCCCUUGCUCUCUCUCCGUAGCCCAUGCUCUCUCUCCAUCGCCCUUGCUCUCUCUCCGUCGCCCUUGCUCUCUCUCCGUCGCCCUUGCUUUCUCUCCGUCGCCCUUGCUCUCUCUCCGUCGCCCUUGCUCUCUCUCCGUCGCCCUUGCCCUCUCUCCGUCGCCCCUGCUCUCUCUCCGUCGCCCUUGCUCUCUCUGCGUCGCCAUUUCUCUCUCCCGUCGCGUGUUCUCUCUCCCGUCGCCCUUUCUCUCUCCCGUUGCCCUUUCUCUCUCUCGUUGCCCUUCCACCCUCCCGUUACCCUUCCUCUCUCCCGUCGCCUAUCCUCUCCCCCGUCGCCCUUUCUCUCUCCCGGCGCCCUUGCUCUCUCCCGAUUCCUAUCCUCUCUCCCCUCCUCUCACGUUGCCCUCGAUGCAGUCGUCACCUUUCCUCUCUCCCCACCCGUCACCCACCUCGGCGCUUUCGCGCUCAGCCCGAAAUGCCUGCAAGUCGCCCUUUGUUUUUCCCCUCCCAUCUCCCAACACCCUACCGUUCCGCACGUUUCGCUGCACAUAUCUAUGGCGUUUGUUGUGCGUGAAUUGCGCAUGCAACACUUGAAAUUGGCCCCCUCAUGUGAUUGA
Messenger RNA from Closterium sp. Yama58-4, 3918 nucleotides. NCBI's taxonomy places the organism in Eukaryota, Viridiplantae, Streptophyta, Zygnematophyceae, Desmidiales, Closteriaceae. The record is from the annotation of a GenBank genome assembly.